AUGGUAACUUGCGAUGAUACAUCAGUCGGCUUCCACCUAGCCGGCCGCGAGGAUGACGGGCCACGUGCGCGUGCGUCUUGUGCUUCCUCCCUCUCACAUUACAAGCAGAAGAUCGACGCGCUCUUUGACGAUAACCGCUCAGUAAGCAGUCAACAGUAUGGAUCUACGUCGGAUAUAGGCAGGAGAGAUAGUAAGAAUAGUAUCACGCGGGAUAAAACAACGUUACUAGAGGAUGACAGCGGUUUCUGCGAUAGAGAGAUUAAAAAAAUCAAUAAUGAAGUCCAAGAUCGUAUAGCGAAAAUGUUUGCGGAAAUGGGGGAACAAUCACGAAAGCCAGACACGAUUGGUGAACACCAAUUCAAUGUACACUACCUUGGUUCUACUCCACUGCAGAGUAAGGUCACAAGUCUCUCUGGACUACAAAAACCUCUGAAGGAUCUAUAUUUUGCAUACAGAAGAAAUUUUAGAAGCAAAAGUACACUUACAGGUAGGUUACAAAUAUCAAAGAGUGGACUCAAAGUUCGAUAUAAAGGUGAGAAAGGAGACUUAGAACAAUUGAAUCCAUUCCCUACGAUAGCGGUUUGGUCGGCAGUAAAGUUUGUGGUCCAAAAUUCAGAAAAAGAAGCGAACGAAUCAACUUACGCAUUUUUGCCUUUAAUCACCGAUCCGGAUAAUAUAGACCGUCAUGCUUUAUUUAAGACGUUGGAGACAUCAGAAAAGAAAUAUAUCCUCUCCCACAACGAAAACACCCAUUCACCUCUUUUCGCUGUUGUGAUGAGGAAGAUUGGAGUCGCUAAACAACUUGAGUGUCAUGGUUUUGUAUGUCAGACGACUGAGGAUGCUAUCGUUAUAGCAGCCACGUUAUACAAAUCCCUAAUGUCACAUAUGAGUCGUCAAGGUCAUACCGAUAAUAAGAAACUGAAAAAUCGAAAUGGUGUCAGCUGUAUGAGCAUUGCGAGCAGUAUUACAGUCAAUGAUAUUCCAAUUAGACCACCAAGAAAAAAACGUAGCACUUCAUCAUAUAGCGGUGAUAGUGAUAGAGCUGAUGGAUUUUCAGCCAGUGAAUCGUUUAGAGAAAAAUCAAGAAAUGAUAGUUUUAAAGAAUUAUUAAUAUCAUCUCCACCCGUACUUCCUCUUGAUGCGAAGCGUAUAACUGUCGAGGAAGUAAGAGCUAAAUUAGAUUCAAUUAAAGAUAAGAGCGUAGCACGUGAGAGAAAGCUAAUGGAAACACCACAAGUUUCAAAUAACUUACCCCAAAAUCCGCAAAGCAGUAGUGAAUCAACAGUUCGAAGUAAGGUAUCGGAAAAAAUAGAAUUAUUUCGUGAAUUAGAAAGACGAAAGAGUAUAAAACGCCCACCAACACUUCCUCCUCCAGUACCAAUUAAAUCUCAAACAUCAGAUACUAAGGAACCUUUGAGAAGAACCCACAGUGGCAGGCAAUUAAUGGGUGAAACUGGAGAUAUUCUCACAAAGGUAGCGAUACCAAGAUCUGGCAGCUUCCUCAACGCAGGUGGACUGACUCGGUAUAAAUCUAUAGGCCAUAGAAAUAACGGCAAGAAAGGCGGGGGUUCACCAUUGGGUUUUAAUGAAUUAUUCCACGAAUUCAAAGUACAAGAAAACCUACAUUCAAUGGAUGAAAUAUUGAGCGUCAUAAUCGACCCAGACGGGAUGUCUUUCAACGAUUUAAAACCCAUUUAUAAAGAAUUUCUCUUAAAAUUAGCGGUAACACUAACUAAAGAUGAAAUAUUUCAGCAUAGCAAAGCAAUAAUGAAAAAACAGAAGAAGAAAAUUCUACGCCGUAAUACAUUUCAGAUAAAGAGAAGAAAAUUUUUUAAAGGGUCUAGUGGGCUGCGGAUGGUAUUUAGGUUUCCGUUUGGAAAAAAGAAAGAAAAGAAGAAAGCACCAGCUGUGGAAGUAAUUGAUGCUUUAGAAGUAAAAGAACCAGUUUCUGAAAGUUCAGUUUCUACAUCUAGUUAUGAUUUGAGACAGUUUAAACCUAAAGAGCCUCCGGUGAUAACAACAAAACGACAAAAUAUGAAAAGAAAUUCCAGACGAUCAGAAAAAGUCCACGUUUCCGAAAGAAAAGGAAAAUUGUCGAGACCCGGAGAGAGAACCUCCUCUGAAGAUUCGGAUUUUUUAACGCUGAGCAAUCGAUUGGGAUGCCAAAACCGCAAUAGUUCAAGUGGCUACGUUUCUUGCUCCGAAUGUGAAUCCGAAAGCUGCAUGGAUAGAUGUUAUUGUUCCUUGAAGGAUUGCAAAUCCAAAUGUUAUUGCUCGGCCAUAGAGAUCGGAAAAGAUUCAGCGAAGGCGAAGUUAUUAGGAAAAAAUUGUAAAGAAUGUUCGAAGGAGAUAUACGAAGCAGAUUAUAGCUAUUGCAGCUGUGAUUCUGAAAGCUGUGAAGAUAGCAACAAGUGCUAUUGCGCAGGUCCGCGUCGUAGCGCACAGAGCUUAGAGUAUUUGAAGGGUGGGCGUGCGACGUACACGGACAAACUGCGACGGGCUUUUGAUGAUCACGAUGGGAAGACUAGAAGCAGAUCCGGCGCGUCAAGCCGUCGCCGUGAAGAACGUCGGCGCGCACGCAGCUCAGACAGCCUCGCGUUGGAUUACGAGUUACUUUUACAGAACAAACCGCGGGACACAAGAGCAAGGAACAUGCAGCGCCUUACUGUCCGAAGUACGGGCGCGGGCUCUCAUGAUGCCCUAAGCGUGAAGAAGUCAGCCGAAAUGGCGGCCUUAUUUGCGGACGUGAGAUUAUCGCAACGGACUGACGUACGAUCGUUGAUGGGAGGGAGGCGACCUCGUCCUGGCGCUUUGCCUCCAAGUGGUGCUCCGCCCCUCGCAACCAUGUUCGACCAUAGGCCCUUGAGCAGGAACGCCAGCCUCGAAGAUACAUUGGGAUACUUUCCUUAA
This is a messenger RNA of Pieris macdunnoughi, 2910 nucleotides long. Lineage: Eukaryota; Metazoa; Arthropoda; Insecta; Lepidoptera; Pieridae. The record is from the annotation of a GenBank genome assembly.